Molecule: messenger RNA, 300 nt
Organism: Dibothriocephalus latus
Lineage: Eukaryota; Metazoa; Platyhelminthes; Cestoda; Diphyllobothriidea; Diphyllobothriidae
Source: the annotation of a GenBank genome assembly
AUGGACCAGUUCACCAUGGAAGAGGAGGUCAAUAAUCGAUUACCUCCACAACCGAAGGCCUAUUCCGAGGGUGGAUUCGACGAUUUCAUUCUCUACGACAAGGUGCCUGAGUCGAACGACGUCAGUGAUCGAUCCUCCGUUCAGGACGGUGGGAGUGUUAGUGGUGGUGGUGGUGGCAGUUCUACGCGAAAAUUGGGCUCGCAAAUGCUGCGGGGCUUAAUGUAUGGCCCCAUUCAAUUGCCGGAGCAGCUCCUCGAACGCAGUCGACGAGCGGUACCAACGGUACGCUUAGCUUGUUAG